UAACUUCACCGUCUUCAACAUUUUGUAUUUUUUUUCCUUUGUGUUCGGGUUAGGUUAGGUUAUUCGGUUCUUGUCACUCUUGAUCUUUUUCAAACCUGCGUUAUAAGAUAACACAAAGAGACAAGCUAUACAACAUUUACACAAUUUUACGAACGGGGAGAAAAUUGUUUAUUGAUAUGUUGUUGGCAAUCAUCGAAAAUAUGAUAAGAUUCAAAUAUGUUCAAUGCGUAAAUAAAAACUCUCAUCAACUUGAUAAAAAUACUGGCACCAAAGAUUCUGUAGAUAGUGAUGACACCGAAGGAGCCUGUCAAACAUCUUUAAGCACACUUUGCUCUGAUACUGCUUUGUUGGGUAUAAAUGAUGUUUCUGAUGAAUCUGUUAUUGUACCCAUUGAUAAUCCAGAAGGUUAUGUGGAAACUGGAGUUUUGUGUCAAUAUUCUUUUGAUGACUUUGAACCAAUUAAGGUUAUUGGUCGUGGUAGUUAUGCCAAGGUGUUAAUGGUUGAACUUAAACAAAACCAACGUGUCUAUGCUAUGAAAGUUAUAAAAAAAGAACUUGGCAAAAAACAUAAAAAUAAUAAUUGGAUACAAACAGAAAAAGAUAUUUUUAAAAUUGCCUCUGAGUAUCCAUUUUUGGUUGCUCUCCAUUCUUGCUUCCAAACAGUCAGCCGCUUUUGCUUUGUGAUGGAAUUUGCUCGUGGAGGUGACUUAUUGAAUCUUAUGCAAGAAAAAAGACGAUUAUCUGAAGAUCAUGGCAGAUUUUAUGCAGCAGAAAUUAGUUUGGCUUUAAAUUUUUUACAUACUAGAGGUAUAAUAUACCGAGAUUUAAAACUAGAAAAUAUAUUACUUGAUCACGAGGGCCAUAUAAAAUUAACGGAUUAUGGAAUGUGUAAGCAGGGCAAAAGGCGUAGAUACACAACUUUUUCAAUUUUAGGGACUGCAAAUUACGUUGCUCCAGAAGUCUUAAAAUAUGAAGAUUAUGGAUUAAGUGUGGAUUGGUGGUCUUUAGGAAUUCUUUUGUUUGAGAUGUUGGUUGGCAAAAGUCCAUUUGGUAAUAGUGAUAUCCAUGUAUUUCAAGAUGUUUUGACUAGACCUCUUCGUAUUCCAAAAUCACUUUCUGUAGAAGCAGCUUCAGUUUUAAUGGGGUUUUUAAAUAAAAACCCUUCCUAUCGUUUGGGUUGCGAUGAAAACAAUGGCUUCUGUGGUGUUAAACAUCACUUAUUCUUCAAAUCUGUUGAUUGGGAAAUGUUAGAACAAAAGAAAGUUGUUCCUUGUUAUAUACCACAACUAAAUUCAGAUCGCGACUUUGCCAAUUUUCCGACAGAAUUUACGGAUCAAGAUGUAGCCUGUACACCCGAUAAUCCAGAUUCCAUCUAUCAUGUGGAUUUGGAGGGUUUUGAGUAUGUGAACCCUAAUUUCAGAGACUAAAGUGUUAAGAGGACUUCGGCGACUUAAUUUUAACCCAUAAUAUGACGAAAUACCAUUAUAACAAAACUAUUGGCUAUCCCUGUUUGCCGAAGAUCUACUACCCUUGACUCUAGAAAAUGGUUCAGCCUCAAUAGCAAAAAAAAAAAAUGACAAUUUAAAUCAUAUAAUUAUAUUUUUACUAUAAAAUUAUUUUUAUAAACGUUUAGUUUUAAUUAAUUAUUUUUAUUUUUAUAUAGGUAUAUUAUAAUACGUAUAUACUUACAUUAUACACAUUUUAUAUUUUAUACUUUGUACAAGUUUAAUAAGUUUCCACAUCUUAUGGGUUGGUUUUGCUCAUUAUUAUAAAAUUAUUUUUAUAUAUAUAUAUAGAUUUAUACACAUAAUUAAUAUACAUUUUUGUGUAAUGUAUGUUUAUAUAAUGAUCUAAAAUGUGAAUGGGUUAUAAAUUUACUUAAU
This is a messenger RNA of Myzus persicae (green peach aphid), 1883 nucleotides long. RefSeq names its product atypical protein kinase C-like. Gene Ontology annotation, biological process: protein phosphorylation. The transcript is spliced from 11 exons. NCBI's taxonomy places the organism in Eukaryota, Metazoa, Arthropoda, Insecta, Hemiptera, Aphididae. The record is from RefSeq and is a predicted model, not a curated record. Bases 177 to 1427 code for a protein of 416 amino acids. Gene Ontology annotation, molecular function: ATP binding; protein serine/threonine kinase activity.